Molecule: messenger RNA, 534 nt
Organism: Macrosiphum euphorbiae (potato aphid)
Lineage: Eukaryota; Metazoa; Arthropoda; Insecta; Hemiptera; Aphididae
Source: the annotation of a GenBank genome assembly
AUGGAGAGCAAAACACAGGAGGCUUACCAAAAAGUUAUAAAUCAUUUUAAAACCAUUUUUCCAAACAUUCAACCGUCAGUCAUAAUGACUGAUUUUGAAAUUGGAUUGAAAAAUGCAUUUUCAAAUUUGUAUCCCAAUGCUACUUUACUUUCGUGUUGGUUCCAUUUUGUACAGAGCUUAUGGAAAAAUAUUAAAAGAUUAAGGUACACAGAAUACAUAAAAAACAACGAGACUGCCAAAAUGUGUAUUAAAAUGGUUAUGGUAAUUGCAUUGCUUCCCAUAAAUGAAAUAGAAUUGGGAUUUCAAGAUAUUACAAACCAUGCUAGAUUAAAUAAUGUUGACCUGACAAGAUUUUUCAACUAUUUUACCAAUCAUUGGCUGAUUCGAACUGGACCAAACUCAUUUUCUGUAUACAAUCAACCUAGACGCAUAAACAAUAAUAUAGAAAGUUUUCACGGAAGGAUGAAAGAUAAACUUCAAGUGUGUCAUCCAAAUUUAUGGAAAAUGCUAGGUCAUCUGAGUGAUUGUAGUUAA